AGAUUCUUUUAUCAAUGUUGUCUUCAUUCGAAUAUGCUCAUUUUUUCAACGUUUCCAGAUGUAUAAUUUAAAUGAAUAAUUUACAUAUAAAUUCUUCAUGCGUAAUGAAAUGAUAAUAUCGUAGUUGCAGGAUGAAAGAAACCGCUAAAAAAUAUUAAUAUGGUAGAAGAGAGAAACUAUGGAGAAAAAAAAAAAAAAAGAAAAAUUGGAACAAGGAAUAAUCAAUUUCGCAUUUCUCUGUUGCAAGAUACAAUGAGGCUAAUUGCAAGAUAUAUUAAAAUGGAAAUUUGAUCAAAUGAAAAAUGAACGUAUACAUAAUGCAAUAUUUCUGUUGUAUUCAAAACUUAAUUAAGACACAGUAUUAUAUACAAUAAUCAUAAGGGUAACUUUUUUGAUACAUCACUGAUUAAUCAAGUUUCUUAAGAAUAACGCUAGGAGACGCUUCGAUCAAUUCGGAUUAAGACGAUUCCCUUUAAUAAAAUAGGAUAUUGUCUAAUAUGAAAUAUUAAAAAAGUCAUAAAUAUUACGAGAAUAUAAACGUUUCGAAAAACGUUUGAUAGAUAAUUUGUAUUAUAAACUGUAAUGUAACGUAAUAGUUAUAGUUUCGAUAAAAUGAAUCCGAUUUAUAAAAAUAAUCAAAUCCCAUCAAAAAGAGGUUAUUAUUCCGAAAUUGUUACGGGUACGUUAGAAUGUCCUGUAAAUCCUGCAUUACAUCUUCUUCCUACUGUACCAAGAAGAUCUAAGCUCGUUUGGCAAAUAUUUACUGAACAACAUGGCGCAGUUAUAAAAAACCUUAUACCUAUAAAAUCGAAAUAUUUUCUGGGUGCAGCUGAAAGAUGGAUGACAUUUCCUGAAGAUAAAUCGAUCGUUUUUCCGGCUGAGACGUUUGCACCGAAAGUUCAAAUGGAACACAACGUGGAAUCUAAACGUUUACCACGAAAUGUAGAAAUGGAAAGGCGACGUAGAUUGUACAGAAAUCAAAGUUUGGAGGAAGCGUUAAAGAAUGAGGGAAUUUCACCUAGUAAUAUUUUACCGCCAAAAAUAAUCUCAUCGCUGUCGUCCAAAGAAGAUAAAUACGGGUUAUAUUCAAAAAUAAAUUAUUUGCCACUCGAAAUAUUUGACGACGAGGAAUUCGACUGUCGAACGUCGAGCGAUUGGAUAAAUUUAGGUUUCAUCGAUGGCGUUCGACAUCCGUUACCUGCUAUGUCAUUUGUAGAAAAAGUUACCAACGAACGUAAUUAUUUGUCUGAUGUACAAUUAAAUAAUUUAUAUGGAUGGCACCUUUCUGCAGUAAUUGAUUAUGAUAGCUACAAGAAAUUGUGGACUGUCUUGACAUUGGACGGUCAUAAAAGAACUUUUUUAUUACCUAGGAUAUAUAUCCGAUUUAUUGCUGAGGAUCCUAAAGUUUUUGCGCGACGGGUUGCAGCUGCAGUGAGAGAAAGACAAAAAGUCGAAACGAAUAUUAGAUAUAAUUUUUAUUUGGAUUGCAUGGAAGUGGAAGAUAUGCCUACGUUGAAUGAAAAAGAAAAGGAAACUAUUAUUCAGCUUUCUACAAGACAACAUGUUGUCCAAUACAAAAUUCGAAAUAUUAUCGCUUUAAUGAACGAAGUAGAGCGUGAUUAUCGUCGAACUAUGUGCGAUCUUAUGUGGAGAAAAGUGAUAGAGUAUUGUCCGAAUGUAUUUAAAUUUUUGCGAAUAGAAUUCUCUACGGACGAAUUCGUGGUACCACAAAUGGGAAAAGUUUCUACGGACAUGAAGAAUUUUAAAGAGAUUAAAGAUUACUUCCAUUGGUACACGCUGUACGUAUUGCCAGAGGUUUACGAAGCUAUGCGUUGUGUAGUUUACGAAUGUGCUUACGUAUCAGGCAUGAAUUUAUUCGUAUCGAAUUAUGGGAAGUCAAUCUCCUUAAACGAAUUCGAAACUGAACAAAAUCAAACUACGACGAUCGCGAUGAAAUAUCUAAAAGAACCAUGGUUAGAAAAAAUAACACAAUCGGUUAGAAUAUAUUUGAGGGAUGUAGGAAAAGGAUGGUUUAAUCUCGAUCAAAAGUUUGCUGAAAUAUAUAAAGUUAUGAAAUUGAAACGUCUUAUGGAUCUCAUCGUUUUCCAUAUGCAAAAUGCUUUGCGAAAUCUUGUAGAAAAUUCUGUUUCUUUGUACAUCGAAAUGUUAGAAAGUCCAGGACUUUGUAUACUUGAUAUUAAGGAUGAUUUUAUUUGGGGAGAUGAUUUAAUGCAGACUCAAUAUGAUUGUAUUGUUCCUCCUGUUUUUAAAGUAGAUCUUCUGAUGGAUAGUAACGGAGCAUAUUAUUCUACUAAGCUCGAAGCUUUCAAAGAAUCUAUCAUAUUUAUUUUUGAUAAUUCGUUGUCAUUGUGCCAUCAAAUAAGACAAGUACAUCCAUUUUUGCUUACUUUCCUUAAAUUUCCAGUAGACCUUUUUCUUAGUUCGGUCGGUCUGUAUAAUGAACGGAUAUGUGAUGUUAGAAAUCGUUUAUUAAAUAUAUACGAAAAGGCAGUCAUACCUUUAAAAGCUUAUGCCAAAGAAUAUUAUAAAUAUCUCGAAUUUUUCGAAAUGGACAUUGAAAAAUAUAUCGAGAACUUUAAAAACGAAGAACAUACGGCCGUCGAGAUUACGGAUGAAAUAUCAUUUCAUCGUAGAAUGAAAAAGAAUCUUGAAAAUACUUUACCAAAACAUAUUUUCAUCGGUCCUUUUAAUGUAAAUGUACAACCUUUGAAAGAAUUUUUAAUGACGAAGCGCGAAGAUUGUUCCACGCGAUUACUCAUUAUGUUCACGGACAAACUUCGUUCUACAAUUGAUGAAAUUUUGGACGAAUACACAGAAAUAAAUGCAAAGUUAAAAGAAGAAUCGAGGAACGUAGAACAUUUAUUUGAUAAAAAAGAAUGGGUGGAAACGAUUCCGUUGACAGUAAAGAAUAUUGAUGAAAACACGCAGAAAGUGAAAAUCGAAUUUGAUAUUCUAGAGCAUUUUCGCUGGAACUUAUCAGAUGAAGAUUUUCAUGCCAAAUGGGAAGCGAUUGGUUAUCCUUAUAAAAUAGAACAAUUGAUCGUUGAAACCGAGGAACGUUUUAUAGUAGAGCAGGAUAAAUUUUUGAAAAAUCAACUGCAAGAUGAGAUAAUGUUGCAAGAGAAAAUAGAUAUCCUUGUAGGAAACGUUGCUAAUAUUGCCUUACAAACGAAUAUUAAUAUGGUUCACGAGAUUGCUAUUGAUAUUAAAAGAAUUUGGAAAAUGAUGAAGGAAUGUCAAGAAACUGGAAUAAUGUUAAACGAGCGUCAAAAACUACUUGGACUUCCUGUUGUACCAUUCGAGAGUCUUACCAAACUUAUGAAAGAUUUCGAGCCAUAUCAAACGCUUUGGAUAACGGCAUCAGAUUGGUUGAAAUGGCAUGAAAUAUGGAUGGAAAAUCCCUUGAUAACAAUUGAUGGAUCCAAUAUCGACAAUUAUGUAAAUGAAAUGUACAAGGCAAUGUCCCGAAGCAUAAAGAUUUUCAAAGAAUUUCCAAAGGUUGCUGCUGUAGCCGAAUAUAUAAGGGAUCAGAUAGAAGACUUUAAGCCUUACGUAGGGAUGAUAGAAGCUCUUAGGAAUCCAGGCAUGAAACCUCGACAUUUCGAUGAACUCAGCAUUGUCACUGGCAUACAAAUGGCACUAACACCGACAUUGACAUUCAAGGAAUUGAUUCUUCUUGGUAUUAUGCAAUAUGAGGAAAUUGUAAUGACUGUUGCGGAUGAAGCAGAAAAAGAAUAUUCGAUAGAAGGGAUUUUGGAUAAAAUGAUCAGCGCCUGGGACACUAUAACAAUGGAUGUCAUUCCUUAUAAAAAUACAGGUACUUAUAUCAUGAAAAUUGCCGAUGAAACCUUAAUGCUCUUAGACGAUCAUAUUCUCAAUGCGCAACAAAUUAGUUUUAGUCCUUUUAAAGCUGUAUUUGAGGAUCGAUUCGAAGAAUGGGAUCAAAAAUUAAAAUUGACACAGGAAGUUAUAUUGUUAUGGAUAGAGGUACAAAAACAUUGGAUGUACUUGGAACCAAUCUUUUCGUCAGAAGAUAUUAGUCGACAAUUACCGGUGGAAACAAGAAAGUUUAAUACCAUGGAUCGUACUUGGAGACGGAUAAUGAAAACAGCACACGAAUGCCCUUAUAUAAUGAAAAUCUGUCCAGACAAAACGCUCUUAGAAAGUUUGAAGGAGUGUAUCAGCCUGUUAGAAGUCGUACAAAAGGGUUUGGCUGAUUACUUAGAAACCAAACGGAUGGUUUUUCCACGAUUUUUCUUCCUUAGCGACGAUGAAUUGCUCGAGAUAGUUGCUCAAACGAAAAAUGUGCAAGCCGUACAACCUCAUCUUAAAAAGUGUUUUGAAAAUAUGAGGGAAUUGAGAUUCGAAGAAGAUUUAGCUAUUACGAGAAUGUAUUCAGCGGAAUAUGAAGAAGUUGUGUUAAGACCACCAAUUUAUCCCGAAGGAAACGUUGAGAAUUGGUUAGGAUUGGUAGAAGAAGCUAUGCGUAAUACCUUAAGAGAAAUUAUCGGCGAAGCUCUUCAAAUUGUCGAGGAAACAAGUAGAAAGGAAUGGGUGUAUAUGUGGCCUGGUCAAGUCGUUCUUUGUGGUGGUCAAACUUAUUGGACAGCUCACGUCGAAGAUGCCAUAAAACGUGACGCACUGUGGACUUUUUAUGAAGUGAUGUUAUCGCAAUUGGAUGAUCUGCGGGAACUUAUAAGAGGUCCACAUACUGAAAUCCAGAGAUUAAUGCUCGAGGCUGUAAUUAUUAUCGAAGUACAUGCAAGAGAUGUUUUGUAUAAACUGAUUCAAGAAAAUGUAACAAAUGUUAACGAUUUUGAAUGGAUAUCACAGUUACGAUAUUAUUGGGUUGAUAACGAAUUAAAAGUUCGUGCGGUAAAUGCGGAGUUUUCGUAUGGUUACGAGUACUUAGGUAACAACGGUAGAUUGGUUAUCACUCCUUUAACGGAUCGAUGUUAUUUAACACUGACCGGUGCUCUUCACUUGAAAUUUGGCGGAGCACCUGCUGGACCAGCUGGAACUGGAAAAACUGAAACGACGAAAGAUUUAGCUAAAGCAUUUGCUAUUCAAUGUGUUGUGUUUAAUUGUUCCGAUCAGCUGGACUUUUUGUCUAUGGGAAAAUUUUUCAAAGGUCUUGCCAGCGCUGGAGCAUGGGCAUGCUUUGACGAAUUUAACAGAAUAGAUAUCGAAGUAUUAUCUGUAAUAGCACAACAAAUUAUGACUAUUCAAAAGGCUCAACAAAUUAGAGCUGAAGUAUUCACCUUCGAGGGAGUAGAAAUUACACUUAAACCUUCCUGUGCAAUUUUCAUCACGAUGAAUCCGGGUUACGCCGGUCGAACAGAAUUGCCUGAUAAUUUAAAAGCUCUUUUCCGUCCAGUGGCUAUGAUGGUGCCAAAUUAUGCUCUUAUCGCCGAGAUUUCUUUAUUCUCUUACGGAUUCUCCGAUGCUAAAACUCUGGCUGGAAAGAUAACAACUACUUUUAAAUUAAGUUCCGAGCAACUAAGUACUCAGGAUCAUUAUGAUUUUGGAAUGCGUGCUGUAAAGACUGUUAUAGCUGUAGCGGGUAAUCUGAAAAGAGAAUUGAAAGACGUUGAAGAACAACAAAUUUGUUUACGUGCUUUGAGAGAUGUCAACGUGCCGAAAUUUUUGAGCGAUGAUUUGAAAUUAUUCAACGGGAUUGUAUCUGACCUCUUUCCGCAAUUGACUGAAUUACCUGUAGACUAUGGAAUCCUUGAAGCGGAGAUCCGUAAAACUAUUUUAGAAAAGGGCUUAGAGAGUGUCGAUGAAUUUGUGAAGAAAAUUAUUCAGCUCUACGAGACUACUUUGGUACGUCACGGAUUGAUGUUAGUCGGACCAACUGGAUCUGGCAAAACAAAGAGAACAAUUCGAAUCAUGCUCUUUGUUGAAUUGGAAACAUUAAUUUUGAAGAAAGAAGUAUAAAAGAAGCGGUUAAUACGUUGAUAUGUUACACUUACCUCGGAGAAUUGAGAAUAAUAAAAACAGUACUAAUCAAUAAGAGCAUUUUUGUAAUACUCUGUUGAUUUCUAGUUGAUACGAGAUUCCGUGAAGAUGAUCGUACAUCUGCAAGGCUAACAAAGUUUUACUCACGUAUACAUCGAGCCGCUAUUUCGGGUAGUUGGCAAGCAUUUCUUGGUGUAGAUGGUGGUACUGCGAUCGAUGUAGGCUGAUGCCUUGAAUUUUGAGAAUG
Vespula pensylvanica (western yellowjacket) is the source of this 6229-nucleotide messenger RNA. RefSeq names its product dynein axonemal heavy chain 1-like. Gene Ontology annotation, cellular component: dynein complex. The record is from RefSeq and is a predicted model, not a curated record. NCBI's taxonomy places the organism in Eukaryota, Metazoa, Arthropoda, Insecta, Hymenoptera, Vespidae. The transcript has 26 exons. Gene Ontology annotation, molecular function: dynein light intermediate chain binding; minus-end-directed microtubule motor activity; dynein intermediate chain binding. Gene Ontology annotation, biological process: microtubule-based movement. The coding region runs from base 613 to 5961 and encodes 1782 amino acids.